CCAGUACAGCGCCGCGGUCGUCGCGUUUGCACGUGUCCCACUGUAACACGUAGCCAGAUAUAAUGUAAUGUUGAAUUAAUAAAUGUAAACCGUAUUACACAUUCCGUUCGUAUUAUUAGCGGUUAUUUCAAAAGGAGUUUUACGGAUCAUCGAAUGUCCACAGAGAAAACAAUACAACGAAGUUAAUUCAUCGAAAGAUCUAGUGCUUUUAAAUUAAAGACCAAUAAAAGAAUGAGUGACGUAACGAUUGGAUCUUCUUUCGCGACCUCCUCUGAAGUUCUCGGGUAUUUCCGUGACAGCUGUCAGUGAGAAUCAAACAUGGCGGAGAAGGUCAGCUGAUUGGAGAUACGCCCGCGCAAAUUUCGCAGCAAAAAGCGAAUAAAGCGCAUCAUGCAGGUAUUCGGCGAAUGGGCUCAAGUUGAAGUGGUGGAACUAGUCAACGAUGGAUCCGGCUUGGCGUUUGGCAUUGUCGGGGGACGGUCCUCGGGAGUGGUGGUCAAGAGCGUCCUCCCUGGUGGAGUUGCUGAUAGAGACGGCAGACUCAGGAGUGGGGAUAUGCUGCUCCGGAUCGGGGCUGUUACCGUGGUCGGCAUGUGCGCGAGGCAGGCCGCCGCCGUGCUACGACAGUGUGGGGCCUGCGUGCGCUUGCUGGUGGCCAGACCGGCCGCAUCCAACUCUCUGCCCAUGCAGUCCUUGGGGACAUCACCGGCUCCGGUAGUACCGUCCAGGCUGUUAGCGGACCCCAUUGAGUUGGAGCGACGUCUCGCUGAAGCCGGCCACGAGGGCUUCGGGGCGCUCUGCGAGGAUAUUACUCCGCCAUCACCUCCACCUACUAUCAUCGAGGAGAGAUUACAUCACAGGCCUGUAGCGUCUAUGGUCGCGGUCGUGCCACGCGGCGCGCUAGUUUCGUCUCCGCGCCCGCCUCCGCCUAUCACCAAGCAAUCGGCUCCACAACCAGCGCCUUUAAGGUUACCAUUGGAUAUGGCAGUUCGAGGCAACGGCUCACCGGAGACAUUGAGCUACGAAGUGUCCUUGAACAAGGACACGGCACUUGGGCUCGGCAUUACUGUAGCCGGUUACGUGUGCGAGCAAGAGGAGCUGAGCGGCAUAUUCGUGAAGAGUAUCAGUGAGGGUAGUUCAGCUGACCUCAGCGGGAAGAUGCAGGUCAACGACCGGAUCGUUGAGGUCGAUGGUGUAUCACUUCACGGCGUCACAAAUCAUAAAGCGGUGGCGCUUCUUCGUGAUUCUAAAGGUCCUAUUGUACGAAUUAAAGCUUUAAGGUAUCUUCGAGGUGCGGGGUUUGAGAAGCUCCAGAAGGCAUUAGCAGCGCAAGACGGACGGAAAUCCCCCAUAGCCCCCCCAAGUCCCUCUGUCACUUCACUUGCUAAAUACAGUUUUAGUGUUUACGACGAAUCGACGGUGAUAGAAGUCGAGCCAGAUUCGGAGGUCCAGCCGCAUCUACCGUCGCCUACCUCCCCCUCCGAGGAGGCGGAGAUUGUUAUUGGUAGAGACGAGGAUUGCUACGAGAAAAACAGACGGAUACAGGACAAAUGGCGGGAGAUACUCUCCGAGGAGCAUGAUUGGCCCGGACAUAAUUAUAAUUACGAUAUAAUUGUGGGCACCAUAAUAAAAGACAAGGACAGCGGCCUAGGGAUAUCACUGGAGGGGACAGUAAGAGUGGUUGGUGGUAAGGAAGUCCAAGCAAGACAUUACAUCAGGGCCAUAGCGCCUAACGGACCCGUCGCCAGAUUGGGUCUCCACAAAGUUGGUGAUGAACUGCUCGAGGUGAAUGGUUGGAGAGUAUUAGGCGCGCACCACGUCGAGGUGGUAACCAGGCUCAGAGCCGUCACCUCUCCUGUGCUAUUGGUCUGCGUGAGGAAACGAGACCAGCAACCGGUCCAACCUAAGAAGGAAUUAAGUUUUGCGAGGAACAGUAUUCUUGGAGGCAGCCUUCAAGACCUGUUGUCUCCGCCGCAGAGGCUGAUCAAGGCGAAGUCCGAGAGCUGCGUGACGUCACUGUGCAGCACCAAUACCGUCACCUCGACCGAUCAUGACGAGUUCUGUACGGAAGACUUGGAGAGGAACAAGUCCAGGUCGUUGGAGCCGCUGAGUGGUCUGGCCAUGUGGAGCGACCAGGUCGAUUACAUACAGCUGGCGAAAGAAGACAGAGGUCUCGGGUUCUCCAUACUAGAUUAUCUGGAUCCAUCAGAGCCGGGCAGCUCCGUGAUAGUGGUCCGGUCUGUGGUGGCGGGCGGGGCGGCGGCGGCAGACGGUCGCCUGGCGCCGGGCGAUCGACUGGUGUCCGUCAACGGAGAGCACGUGGCCCGCAGCCCCCUGGCAGUCGCUGUCAACGCAAUCAAGACUGCUCCCAAAGGUAUCGUCACAAUUGGGAUAUCAAAACCCCUUCCUUGCAGUACUGUGGUGGGGGGUGAAAAAGCCAACGGCCACAGUUUCCAGAGUAGCCAGGAGUGCCUCAAUUCCCUUGCCUCAGACGAAAACACAGGCAUGGACUCAUUCCACGAAUGUCUUCAAGAAUACGGAGAAGACCUUGAAGUAGUACAAAUCUGCCUCGAACCUGAAGAUGCUUCUAUAAAAGAUGAUGAAAUAUCCGUUAUCGCUGACUUGAGUUUUGAUGACUGCAAAAAGGACAUACACCGAAAAGAAAUUACUAUAGAUAGUGAUAUUAUACGUGUAAACGGAAUUAAAUCCUCGAAAUCAGAAGAGUCUCUAGAUCAUGAUGAUGAUAUGACCAUCACAGAAGACGACUUUAUAGCUCCAAGGGAACUGAAACGAGAUAUUCGUCGCAAAUCAGCUGAUAUAAAAGAAGAUAUAUGUAUUUUUAAGCAGAACAGCAAAGAUAUAUCGACUUCAGACGAAAUGGUAUUUGCCGUUACUCCAACUGGGUUAGAAAGAAUCAGUUUCGAGAAAUACUGGAAGGAAUGCGAUGAAAAAAUCGAUACAACGACGUUAGAGAGGGUCAAAAGCGAUGAAAGUUGGAAGGACGCUAAUUCCCCUACCGAUGACAGUUUUCACGACGCUACCACGAAAAUAUCCAUCCAAGAGAACAAUUCCCUGCUAUAUAUAGAUCACGACAUCGACGGAUACGAAACUUGUCUUGAUGAUGACACAUCUUCGAUGAAGUGCGCGUUAAAAAACGAUCGUAAAGCUACCUUUGAUGACAACAAAAAUAUAAACAAACAAGACAAAACAGAUCAUGUUACCAAAGGCACCGAUCAAAACUACUUUCAGUAUGAGGCAGAUGCCACAGACGAGUUCUCAUCUCGUCCUUACAUACAGGAGCACAUAAUAAAACAGAUGAAAUCUCUUAAAAUAGAAACAAUAAACAUUGGAAACAAGAGAAAAAGAAGUCCUAGUAAAUCGUCUAAGAAGGAGAGGAUGCAAUGUGUAGAAUAUUACAACGACCAAGCUGAGUGUUUGAAAGAAAUUAAACAGAAGAAAUUAGAAGAACAAAAGAAACAUAAAGAAGAAAAGAAGAAAACAACGGAUAGAAAGAAAACGGAUAGUUCUAGAGGAGAAAAAAGGUGUCAGUUGAAGAAGAAGGAAGUUAGCGAAGAGUCUACUGAUUUUGAGGGCAGCUACGUGCCUGGCUGUCACAGGUGCUUCUUAGAGAACUACGCUUAUGCUAUAACAACGGCGUAUAUGGCUGAAUCCAGUUCAUGCAAAUACUGCCAAGUUAUAAGAGACAUGCUGGAAGUUCCCAAAGCGAUGUCUGGGAGAAGGAGGUCGGCUCCAGCAUUAGUCAAUUUAUCGAGUGAAUCGGAUUCUGAUGAUGAUGGGCUGCUUUUCGUGCCUAUGGUGCAGGGUAGGAGGAAGUCUGCUGGACCUCUCAAGUUCGUGCUGCCUCCUAGAAGACCGAGCUACUGUCCACAAGCGAUGACGGUCACGGUGUCGCCGGAUCGGCGUGCUGAUACCAUCGUAGCCCAGCGGUGGGGUCCCCCGAGGAAGGUGACCAUCAAACGAAGCCCUGGUGCUCCUUUGGGCGUCAGUAUUGUUGGCGGAAAGGUCGAUAUAAUAUCAAGCCAAGAUAGCGAAGAGGGAGAAGAAAAAGCGAUUUUCGGAAUCUUUAUCAAGAAUGUCGUUGCUGACAGCCCUGCUGGUCUUAGUGGAGAACUGCAAACAGGUGACAGGAUCCUGGAAGUGGACGGGGUUUGCGUCCGAUCAGCGCAGCACGAAAGAGCUGUACAGCUGAUCAAAGCUGCCGGCGACAAGGUCACCCUCACCGUGCAGAGCCUCCUGGCCUGGAAUACAGAUUCGUCAGACGUGGAUGGGUCAUCGCCACCAGCGUCGCCAGCUACGUCGAUAAAGAAGUCACCAGCAAAACUAUCGUUCAACGUUGACAAAACUCCUCAGCAUGAAAUCAAGAUAACAGUAACAGCAGAGCCAGAUAACGAAGAAGAGUCGGAAGAAGAUAAGCAUGCAGAGAAGGAGUCGACAUCCGAAGCGGAAACAGCUCGCAAGCCCGUGUAUUCAGACUCUGAAAGCAGUGACGAAGAAGAUGAACGAGAAUUGCAAGGGAGAACGUAUUCUGAUAAAGGGGUUGAGAUCGACAGAGCAUCGGCCGGUGCUAUAAAGCGCAGUAAAGAAGAGAAGCAGGCAGAUCCCGAGGAAGAGGACGACUUCGGCUACACGACAAAUAAAAUCCGUAAGAAGUACGCAUCGCUCGGGGACAAUGUCGUGGUCGUGAGGCUGGAGCGCUCGCCGAAGGCUGGACUCGGUCUCAGUCUAGCCGGUCACAGGGAUAGGAGCAGAAUGGCGGUGUUCAUCUGUGGGCUUCACCCAGCCGGAGCAGCCGCCAAGGCCACACCCGCUGUUAAAGUUGGAGACGAGAUCCUAGAGGUAAACGGAAUAGUGCUACAUGGGAGAUGUCAUCUGAACGCGUCAGCCAUCAUCAAGGGUCUGGUUGGUCCGAUAUUCAAGAUUAUAUUGUUAAGGAGGAAGUCAGCGUUAGAAGAUGUUGCCGUAAAGCCACUCACGCAGUUCCCAGCUGCCCUGGAAGAAGAGUCGGACGAUCGCGACCGAUUCGCAGGGUACAAGGGGGUCAGAGACAUAACAGUGAAAAAGGGUCCAGCGGGGCUGGGCAUCAUGAUAAUCGAAGGUCGUCACACGGAGGCUGGCCGUGGGAUAUUCGUGUCCGAUCUUCAAGAGGGAAGCGCUGCUGAGCAGGCGGGACUUCAGAUAGGAGACAUGCUUCUUGCCGUGAACAGGGAUUCCUUAUUGAACUGCAGCUACGAUUCGGCGGCAUCGAAACUGAAACAGGCUGAGGGCGUCGUGAUCCUAACGGUCUGCAGUCCCAACAUGAAGGAUGCGCCGGACAAAGAAGACGGUUCCACUGCCGCCACCACGCCUGGUACUCCAGCCCCUGGUUCUACACCAACAUUAGCGAGUGGUCCUUCGAGACCAGCUAGCAGGAACCAAACGCCGGACCCUGGUCUGACCCCUGCCUCCCGCCCUCAAACGCCGAGACCAACGCCAUCGCCGGUCAAAGCGGAGCCUCCACCGGAGCCGGCAACAGCGCCAGUGGUUCCCAACCAGGACACGGUUAUAGAAAUAAAUGCGGCCAACGAAGUAUUAGGAGUCGUCCUGCUUGGUGGGAGCGACACAUUAAUUAACGGUCCGGCAGCCGUGAUCUUGGACAUAUAUAAAAACGGAGCCAUAGACAAAGACGGAAGGCUGGAGGUCGGUGAUCUGAUAACCGAAUGCAACGGAGUCGCCAUCACGAAAGAAAUGGCACACGAACGAGUCUGUCUUACGAUUAAACGAAGAGCUCAGAAAAUAAAGCUGACAGUGCACCGGCCGGAGCCGCUGCAGUUCGAGGAGGUGGAGGUGGAGCUGGCGCGGAAGGCGGGGCGCGCCCUCGGGCUCACGUGCGUGCCGGCCGCCCGGGGUGCCGCCCUUUAUCUGGGGGAGCUGAUACCCGGGUCACCGGCGGACUUGGACGGUCGUCUGCAGAAAGGCGACUUCCUCCAGGCGGUGGACGGGAAGGACCUGUCGUCGGCGGACCUCAUGACGGCGGCGGCGACCCUCAAACUGUGCGGGAACAAAGCUGUGAUCAAAGUGAAGAGAUUUAAAAUCGUGAGAUAAUUCGUUAGUUUGAGAAGCGCUGGUUGACUCGUGCCGUAUUUGAAUCAGUCUGUUCUAUUAAAGUUGUUUUAUUAGUUUGAUUAGAAAAAAAAGAAGUUAAUAAUGAAUACUACAAAUUAUUACAGAUUAAUGAAUCAGUUUGUUUUAGUGUGUAUUUUAUUUGCGCUAAUGAGGUGUAGGACUUUUCGUAACACCCGGUUCCUCGGAGUUCGACAUAAUCAAAGUAGUCGUAGACAUAAUCAAUACUAUGUUUACGGCUUAAUUUCGCUUUUUUUUUAAUUAUCAUUUAUAUUAUAUCAGACGUAUCUAAUAUAUGAGUCGACUAUUAUCAAAGCCGGCAAUGUGACUUUUGGAUAAUUAUUGGUAAAUCAGAAAAACGAAUUAUUGACUUUGUAUUCCAUUGGCAGUCACAAAACUUCUUCUGAACGACAUCUUAGAUAAAUAACAGGUUAAGUAUUAACCUUUAUUUAAUGCAGGUUUUGAACCGUAUUCUUUGAAGGAGACGAUUAUAUUCAAAUCAAUCUGUAUUGAAAUAUCAAUAAUUUUUUUUUGUCCAAAUGCACAGAUUGCCACCUUUGAUAAUAGACGACUCAUAUUACGGUUUUCGUGAUGGCGGACGGUAAUAAUAAACGAGAGAUUAAGUCGUAAAAGUGCUUUUAACACGUUGAACGCCAUGACGGACACCAUGAAUUCCCUAAGGUCUAAGCCGGUGAUCGACAACAUUGUCAAGCAAAAGAGCCAAAUCUAUAUUUAUAGAAUAUCUAUAUAAAAAUAUCAAAUAUCUAUAUAACACAUAACUGAAUCCCCUUCAUGGUGUUUCCCGAGCGCUAUGACAUGUCCUUCUUCAAACGAGGCUUGUGGAGAGUAUUAAGCGGUAGGCAGCGGCUUGGCGAUUGCUCAAUCGAUGUCGCUCCUCGCCAACACCUUAUCACCUAUAGAAGCACUCGUUUUCUUAAGAAAUAUUUAUGAACGCAACUUAAUCUCAAAUGUCAACAAUGUCACUGUCAUUAACUGUCACAAUUUCUUGUUUAGUUUGUUCAAUUGUAAUAAAAAAUAAACAUUUAAACAUACCUAAUACUUAAAAAUAAUUUGUACUUUAUUUUAAUACUAGGUAUGUACUUUUUUCCUAUCUAUAUAUCCUAUAUAUUUCUAUCCACUAUACUUUAUCAGAAAAAAAAGGUGGCAACCUUAGUUGCGGCCCACUGCAUUCAAUAUGGCUUCUAGUCUGGCGUUCAACGUGUUAUUUAAGUAAUGUAAUCAUUAGCUUGUAACCAAAAUUUAUUUUUUUUAAAUAUAAUACAAGUUUUACUCGCAAAAGAUGUUAGUAAAAGUUUUAUAGUUCGUUAGCUUUCCUUUGUUUAAAGUAAAUAAGCCACACCGGCAAUACCUACUGAGUUAUAGUUCAAAAAUAUAUUAUAAGUACAUAUUAGAAUCAUUUUUCUCUUAAAAAAUAGCGGUACUAAGCAUUGAGUGAAUCUUAGACCAAAAUAAAACAUUAAGUAAAUACAAACUUUUGGUGCGACAAUCUUCAUGUAAAAUAAUUGAUAGGCCAAAUUUCAUGAAACUGUAAAAACAUUUUCACGUUCGUUUCAACUUAGUGACUGACAAUAAAUCUGAUAAUAAACCGAAAAAAAGAUAUGGCCAAUUAUAAAAAAAAAAAAAACCUAAACUUUUUGGAGAUUUUUUACAGAAUAAUUUUUAAUAUUUCGAAAUAAAAAAAAAAACCUUAUGAAUCAUUUUAAUUUGCAAUAAAUAAUAUAUUCAGAGUUAUCGAAGUCACUUAUAUUAUUGUAGUGUAAAAUUUAAUUAAUAUAAUUAAUACAGUAUUCGCGUCUUAGUGCAUAGUUACAUACUAUUAAUUAUUGGACUUUUUGGCGGGAACGCGAGGAGUGAAGUUGUGUGAUUUGUUUUAUUUUGUCUAUUUAGUGUUUAUUCAGGUUUAAAUGUGUAAUAAUGGGGGUUUAUUAACUGUUUAAUAUCUGUGAAAGUGCACAAAUGUGGGAAAUGAAACAAAGCCGCUGGACGCAACUUCUCGGGAUCCUCCAAAAAGUCCACUGAAAAAAUCUUAGUAAAUGACCACCAUUUUACUGAGAUUAUAUUUCAUUCCAUAUCAUCUCAUUUCAUUUAAUUUCAUCUCAGUUGAUUAACGUCUCAAAUUAAUCAUUUUCAUUUCAUUUCACUCAAUAUUAUAAUUUUUCAUAAAAAAUAAGAAUAUAAAUUAAAAUAAGACAUGACUUAAAGGUCUUAGUUACCAGGUCAUAAAAUCACUUAAAAAAAAAACUAUUAAUUAUUUGAACAUUUCGAAAUAUUCUGAAUUAAAGUGUAUAUUUCAUAUUUACCAAUAAAUUGUUAUAUCAAGUUAAUUGAAAAUUAAUUAGAUUGUUUUAAUUUGAGCAUACUUAUUAAAAUCAAAAUAGGUACUGCAAAUGUAAAUUGAGAAAUAAGUUACAUUAUUAAAUAUUUCUAUAAUAUAAUAUUUAUACACAAUCACAAUAUAAUACCAAAAUUGACACAUAAGAAACGACAGAGAGUUAUACACAAUAGUAUAUUUAUUUACAAAUAUAUGAAUUAGUAUUACAAUAUAUUAUAUAUACGCAUAAUAUAUUUUAUGUUAAAAUUUUAAUAAGUUGAAUUUUAAUAAGAUGAAACAACCACUUAACUCACAUUUUUUUAACAGAUAGAUUAUUUAAAUUAGAUUAUAAAAUUAUUUGUGACACAUAAAAAAGUGCUUGUGAAAUGUAUGACUGUCGAAUGUAGUAUAAUAAUAUGUAGUAUAUAAUUUAUAAUUACUUAAAAAAAUAUUUAAUGUGAAUAGUUAGAUAUUUAGAGUUUAAUAGGCCGGAAGAACCCGUUGUUGGUAGAUUAAAAUACAAUAUUAAGAUUAAAAUUUAUAUUUCUCAUCUCAUUUCGAAAUUGUAAACGAUUGGUGACCAUCGCUAAGUAAAUGAGUAUCAAUUACAUUACAGAACUAAAUGGGUUAACUUUUUAAGUUGUAUAUAAUUAAUAUAUUAUAAAAUAAGUACAGUUUUUUCAUAAAAGUAUGUUUUUUUUUAAAUAAAAUAAAAUUAGUAAUUCAUUUAGUGAUUUCUAGUCUUAAAUAAUGACAAUUGUAUUUAUGUAAGUGCCAGAAAUACGAAUUACAUAAAGAUCUACAGUUUUAAUAAAAAAGAAUAUAACUAAAUUUUAAAAAAAUGAUUUCGUUCAAACAUUUAUAAUAAAUUAUUGAAUAUAUUAAUAAAUUAUUAAUUAAUAAAUUAUUAAUUAAAAAUUGUUAAUUAAUUAUUUCAUUAUUGAAUUACACAAAUUACACUAGAUGUCAUUGCUAAUAACACUUCUAGACUCAACUACAUAAUGCACAAUGAAAUAGUGGAGUCUUCUUUCUAAACCUAUUAGUUGAGCUGUGAUUUUGUCACUGAACUUCAAACUUUUUGUGUGUUAUAUUGAAAUCUGAAUCAAUUCUUAUUAAUUAUUGUAAUAAAUUCCACAGUUUUCAAUUCAAAUUUGUAUUUUGUUAUUAUAAAUCCUAGUUACGGCUAAAUAACUAGCCUAUCUGUCAAUUCGAUAUGUAUUCAAGAGGCACUUAUACAAAUACAAACAUUAUUUAAAAAAUAUUAGCUUAAAGAAAUUGCCUUUUAGGUGUCUAGGUUUUUAGGCUUGAAUUUGCAAUGAUAAUAUUUUUAUUCAUAAGCAGAAUGCUAGAGAUAUUUAUCUAACUAAUAUUAUAAUCUGAUUAAGUAGGAAAGAAAUGAAUUGAUAAAAUUUAUAAAAAAAAAUAUUCGAAAUAAUCGAUUUAGCGUUACGUAAUAACAUUGUAAUUUAAUAUUUAAACAAACAAAAAAAAGUAGUUAACAAUUAUUAUAUUUCUUUAUUAUUCAUUAUUUAAGAAUAAAUGAGAAUAAAAAAAAAUCAAGCUUCUAUUUAAAUUAUGUAAGCAGUUUAAAUAAUAAUAAAAUGGGUUGCGUAGCAUAAUUCUAAAUUGUUGUAAAUUGUAAAAAAAAUAUAUCGUUUUCACCCAUCAGGGCCUUAACGGACAUAAUUAUAAAUAGGUAGUAUUUAAAGUUAAUAUUUUAGAAUAUUUUAUUUAGCUAAACUUUAACACCAUUUGUAUAGAUCGUUUGAUAUCAAAGUAGGUAGCUUUGAAAGAUUUGCGCCACAUCAAUCUCUAAGUUCGUUCGAAAAAUAUAUAUACGGAUUAAUAGUAUUUAUUUUGAUAGGUGGCGUAUAUUAAUAAGUAUACUACUACUAAGAAAAUGCGCCGUUAUCGGGACGUUAAUUCUCUGGCAGGUACCAACUAUUUAAUUGAAUACCUAAGCCUAAGACGACAAAGAUAAAUAUUGUAUGAAUUGCGCCUCAAAGAAUACUCCGUGUUAUAAUGCGUUUAGGUUUGGAUCGGCUGCAGCAUACCAAAUACCAAGAUCGCAAAAACCAAGGUUAUACCAGUACCAAGAUCGCAAAUACCAAGGUUAUACCAAUACCAAUACCAAGAAUAUGUCAGUGACCUCUAUGACCUAUUGGAAACAGCUUCGAAGCUCCAAAAGUGGAACCGAAUUAUAAAAACAUUGAUAAGUUCUUCAAUUUUAAUUUCACUAUUCAAUUUAAAGCUCGCGUCGUGGAAAUCGUAUAAAAAUUCUUGUUGGAACUUAUUAAUUAAGGAAGCCUGUAUUUUUUUCAUACAGGCUCAACCAGAAGAUAUUUUGAACCUUCUAAAGCUUCGUUCGUGACCAGUGGGGCUUGUAAAAUUCAAUGUCAAAAAAACCGGAAACGGUUGUUUUAAAAAUAUUCAGUAUUCAGCCCAAAAGCACUAAAAGCUACCUAAUUUGAUAAAGCUUUUUUAAAUUUACCUUAUCAGUCUGAUGUUGUCAGAAUUUGUAAUUGAACGCGUUUUUAGGGUUUGAGUCUAAAUAGAAUCUAAAUAAAUAGUCUAAUCUAAAUCAAUGUUAAUUCCUUUAUAGUAUAAUACUAUACAUACUCGCAGUUUGAUGCCAAAAAUCUACGUAAAUUCGCUUGUAUCUGAGAUUUUGAAUAUUAUUAAUAAUAUAAUUAUUACACGUACACAAAUUCGUUACAACGUGUUUGUAAACUUUUAGACGAUUUUGUAUAGAAACGCCUUUUCUAGAUUUAAAUAAAAAAUUAUUUACGUACGUAACGCGUCAAUAGAUUUUACGUAUAGUAAUUAAUAUUUAGUACACGUAACAUUUAAAUGUAUUAUUACAUUUUUAGAAUUUGUAAAAUAUUUAAAAAUAAAGACGUAUAUUGAA
This is a messenger RNA of Bombyx mori (domestic silkworm), 11360 nucleotides long. RefSeq lists its product as uncharacterized. The coding region runs from base 391 to 6102 and encodes 1903 amino acids. Gene Ontology annotation, molecular function: protein binding. Lineage: Eukaryota; Metazoa; Arthropoda; Insecta; Lepidoptera; Bombycidae. The record is from RefSeq and is a predicted model, not a curated record. The transcript has 36 exons.